Messenger RNA from Microdochium trichocladiopsis, 786 nucleotides. RefSeq lists its product as uncharacterized. The transcript has 2 exons. Gene Ontology annotation, cellular component: nucleus. Gene Ontology annotation, biological process: positive regulation of DNA-templated transcription. Bases 1 to 786 code for a protein of 261 amino acids. Lineage: Eukaryota; Fungi; Ascomycota; Sordariomycetes; Xylariales; Microdochiaceae. Gene Ontology annotation, molecular function: transcription coactivator activity; chromatin DNA binding. The record is from RefSeq and is a predicted model, not a curated record.
AUGGACUACUGGCUCGUCGACCAGCAUGCCUCGAUCCUUAACCAACAACGUGGAAUCCACCAGAUCGGGUAUCUUGCUGACCUCAAAUCCAGCUGGGUUAUGCUCUCCCGUUCAGGGCUUUUCGAGCCCUUGCCCGACGAGACACCACAACUCAAGACCAGGGGUCGGAUAUCGCUUAGCAUCACGGCCGAGAAGCAAGUCCCUGGCAGCAGGCCGUGGUCGCUCAAAUGUGAUAAUGGCACCGCCUAUAUCACAAGUCAUCGCAUUAUCUAUCUUCCCUCUCAACCCACAGAUUCAUUUCAGAGUUUCUCAAGCAGAAUACUAGAUCUAGAGGACUCGAGGACCCCCACAGGCUCACAUAUGUGGGGGUUCGGGGCGUGGUACUGGGAAGCUGAGUUCCGCCCUGUGCCUGGCGGCAACAUUCCGACAGAUGUUAUGAGGGCGAAAGUCCAGCUCACAUUCAACGAGAGCGGGGUCAGCGACUGGCAGGCCAAGUACACAGACAUCCGGUCACGAAUCCAGCAUCUGGCACAGAUCGGGCAGUUACAGAACAUGCACGGCGAACAGUUGCCGAGCUAUUCGCCCGCAGCAGACGGCGACAUGAGCUCCAGACAGCCAGAAUCUGCGACCGAGGAAGUGGCGCGGCGCGCAGAUGAUGCCGCACAACAGAGGCGAGAGGACCAGGGUGUGCCGGACGAGGCACCGCCGGGAUAUGAUGAGGCCCAGGCUCAAGCCAUUACCGAGAGAUUUGAUGCGCGAGAGCGCGAGGACAACGAGAGGCAGUAA